AUGGAACGUUCACAGUCUAACGACCAGCCAUCGUCUUCAGACAACAAUCAGGUUGGGUAUCCUGUGGAAGAUAUACGUAUUCUUACGCCAGAGGUGAGUUAUUUCUGUUUUUAUGAAAUGAAAAUCAUAAAAUUAUUUUUUUCAGAAUAGUUCUUGGGAAUUCAGAAGAGCUAGAGCUCGCCAAGACAGACGCAAGGCUAACAAAGCCGCCAGAAAAGCUCGAAAACGUGCUCGCCAGGUAAAAAUUUGACAUUUUUGUCUGAAAAAUUGCUGAAUUUCAAACAAAAUCGAUACAUUUUUUUUGCAGAACGAAGUUCAUUCAACAGCAGUUCAUGGUUAUUUUUAUGGUGAUAUCCCACGACCUGAACCACUGCAAUCCGAACAUAUGGACUUGGCUAUGAGAUUGGCAGCACCUUGGGGAAUGUCGGCAAGUGAUCGAAGAAAGCUUGAGGCUGAAGCUAAGGUAACGAUUUUUGAUUUUGAAAUUUAUUUUUAGUUCAGAAAAAACUCUCAAAAAAAUAGCAUUUUCCAUAUUAUAAAUAAAAAUUAUGUUUUUUUUCAGGCCGCAAACUUUGAACUCCCGAAAAAUUUUGGCGAUUUUACUGGCGAAUCGAGUGAUGUGAGACAUACUGAACAACCACGCGGACAUAAGCUUAUGCCAUCUGGUAGACACAAAACACAAAAGAGUUUGGAUUUUAAGGUAAAUUUUCUGGUUUUUUUUGAAUAGGGAAAAUGCUUAAGCAGGAAAUUUAGAACAUGAGCUUAGAGAUGAGAUAUUUUUUGAAUGUUUGACUUUCCUAGAUUCUAGAUGACUCAAAAAAAAAAGAUCUAGAUUUUUUAUGAGAUCAGAUUUCAACUACAAUUAAAAAAUCAAUAAGUUUUUUUUCAGAAUCGAGACUCGCGGUGGGAUCAAAGUACUUCCGGAACACAACGAUUUGAAAGUUUGGAGUCACCAAUGAAAAUCAGAAAGAUCGAGAGACCACAAUACAAGGCUGAUCAUAAUUCGGAACAAUCUGAGUCCUCAUCGAGUACAAUUCGCAAAAGUUGUAAAAAUGAAGGCACUUUGGCUGAUCUUGAAAAAACUGCUGGAGCGUCCAAAUCUGUUGGAAAAUUCAACAAGGAUAAUCGUGUAUUGGACUCAGGUGAGGCAUUUUUCUAGAGAGGGUUCUGAAAAUAUACGAACUUUUUGCGGGCUUCUAAAUAUUAUUGAAAAAUUCCUAGAGCCUCUGAUUUUUUUCAGAAUGCUAAAGAAAAGGUUCUUGAACUUACAGAAAAUUCUCCAAGCCUUUUAGAUUUUUUCGAGCUUCCCAAUAAUCCUCCAAAUAGUUUCCGGGCUUCUAAAAAAUUCUGAAACAAUUCCUAAACUUUUUUGAUUUUUCUAGGUUUUCUAGAGAGUUCUAAAAAGAAUCCUAGAUUUCUCCCACAGUUUUUUAAAACAAAAAUUAUAUUUUCCAGAAAUUGAUGAAUCAUCCGAAACGUAUUCAAGAUGGAGAAACAGUUUGUCAGUUUCGUUGAACACGACACCGAUAAAAUCCGAGCGUCCCAAUGUAAAAUCUGGUGGUUCUGCUGAAAGAUCAGCCUCAUCUUCAGAAGCUUUUCCACAAGAUGUUCCGGGAAAACCAACUUUGUGCCAUCUCGAAACACCUUUGAAGCGUUUUGGAUAUUGGAAACAGGAGGAAGAUCAGCCGAAUUCAGGUGAGAAAUUUUUUUAGAUCUUGGCGGCUUGAAAAAUCUUUUUGGAUUUUUCUAGAUUUUCUAGAAAGCUCAAAAAAAGAAUCCUAGAUUUCCGAAACUUUUAAAAAUAAAAAAAAAAAUUAUUCCAGAAAUGGGUAGCUCGUCAAGCAAAUGUUCAACUUGGAGAGAUCCACAUUUUCAAGAAGCAACAUCUGGAUUCACCAUAAAACCGAUGAAAUUGGAAUCGUCUUCGUCGAAAAAUUUGGCAGUUCCCCGUGAGGCUGAAAAAGUUGUAUUCAGCUUUGCUAAAGCUGCUGAACAAAUCACAACGGGAUCGUCAAAAGUAGCCGUCUCAUCUGAAUUCACAAAUGUUGAUAUUGCUUCAACUACAAAUCAAUCGGAACAACUCCAUGCAGAAACAAAUAUGCAGAAGAAUCUCCCGUCAACAUCCGAAAAUUUGAAUGUUCAAAAUGAACGAAAGAGAGUCUCAUUCAAACUCGAAACACAAACUCGACCAAAUCCAACAAAUGCUUUCUCUGAAUUUGCCGGAAAAUCAAUCAAGAAGGAAGUCGAAUGUGUUGUCGAGUUUGAAAAUGUUGGAAAUCAAAAGGGUUUUGCAAAUUCGACAAGAAGUUUUGACAUAAAGCCACAGGUAACAAUUUUUUUGUUGUAUAAAACAUUUAGCCAAUAUUUUUUCAGAUUGCGAAGUUAGCUUAUCCAGAAAAUUUUGCCAAAGUUUAUGGAAAAUCGACUGAUGAAACUGCAAAACACUCGGAACAACUCCACCAAGAAUCAAAUAUGCAAAAGAGUUUGCUAGCAUCUUCCGAACAUUUGAAUAUUCAAAAUGAAAGUCAGCCGGUCUCAUUCAAUUAUGAAACACAAUCUGGACAGAAUCCAACAAAUGCUCUGUCUGAAUUUGCAGGAAAAGCAAUCAAGACGGAAGUCGAAUGUGUUGACGAAUUUGAAUAUGGUGGAAAUCAGAAGGGUUUUGUGAAUUCACCAAGAAGUUAUGACAUAAAGCCACAGGUAAAUUUUUUUUUGUUAUGGGGUGAUUCAGGUUGAAAAAAAAAUAAUAAAAAAACAUUUUUUGACAAAAAAUUUCGAUUCAGCAAAUGUCAAAAAACUAUAUUUUUUUCUUAUUUUUUGACAUUUUUUUACAUUGCAAUAUUUUCGCUGCGAGAUAUUUUUCAUUUUUGUGUGGAAAAAAAUGUCAAAAAAUAAGAAAAAAAUAUAGUUUUUUGACAUUUGCUGAAUCGAAUUUUUUUGUCAAAAAAUGUUUUUUUAUUAUUUUUUUUUCAACCUGAAUCACCCCAUUAGAUAUAUUACAUCAUUCAGCUUUAUAAAACAUUUAGCCAAUACUUUUUCAGAUUGCGAAGUUAGCUUAUCCAGAAAAUUUCGCCAAAGUUUAUGGAACAUCGACUGAUAAAACUGCACAACACUCGGAACAACUCCACCAAGAAUUAAAUAUGCAAAAAAGUUUUCCGGCAUCUUCCGAACAUUUGAACAUUCAAAAUGAAAGUCAGCCAGCCUCAUUCAAUCACGCAACACAAUCUGGACAGAAUCCAACAAAUUCUUUCUCUGGAUUUGCAGGAAAAUCAAUCAAAAUAGAAGUCGAAAGUGCUGACGAUUUUGAAUAUGGUGGAAUUGGAAAGGGUUUUGCAAAUUCGCCAAGAAGUUUCGAACAUUUGAAAGUUCAAAAUGAAAGAAAACCAGUCACAUUCAAUUUUGCGGCACAAAAUCAACAGACUGCAACAAAUUCUUCAAACGUCGAAGGAACUUGCUCUGGAUUUGCCAAAAAAUCAAUCAAGAAGGAAAAUGAGAGUGUUGGAAGUGUUGUAUUUGAUGAAACUCGGAAUAUUGUGCCAAGUUCUCCACACAGAUAUGAAAUGAAACCGCAGGUAAUUAUUUUUUUUUUGUUAAAUAUAUCUGGGGAUUUUAAAACAUUCAGCCAAUAUUUUUUUUCAGAUCGCAAAGUUUGCUGUUCCAAAAAAUGCCGAGAAAAUUGGUGGCACAUUGACUGAUGUUUCUGAAACUGCAAAACAAUCUGAACAACUCAACGAAGAGAAGCCAACCACUUCGGGAACAUUGAAUGCAAGCAGAAAUGAAUGA
Messenger RNA from Caenorhabditis angaria, 3783 nucleotides. NCBI's taxonomy places the organism in Eukaryota, Metazoa, Nematoda, Chromadorea, Rhabditida, Rhabditidae. The record is from the annotation of a GenBank genome assembly.